UGAAAUAAAUUCAAUUUGAAAUUAUUGAAGAGGAGGAAAUUAUUUUCUUAAAAUUAUUUUUAAAAUUUAAAAUGAUAUCAACUAUAUUGUCAUUUCCACAAAUAAAGCAAUUAUUAUUCUUUAUUUUAUUAUUGAAAGUUCAUGCUCAACCACCAUUUGCAUCUUUAAAUCAUCAAACAAAAAAUGAAUUACAACAUCAUCAACAUCGUCAGCAUCAACAUCAUAUAAGACAGGAACCACCACAACACCAACAGAGAAAACAAGAACAAAAACAAGAGCUACCAGAACAGGCCGAGCAACUAAAACAUAAUCCAUUUGAUUUACAUGAUUUGUCUUUAAUAGGUGAACAAAAUUCAAAGGAAUUAAAAGGAAAUACAAAAAAAAAUUCAUCUCUACCGUUAAUUACUUUCAACUUAAAAUAUCCUCUUGAUUAUGAAAAUUUUAAUUCAGAAAGCUUUCAUCAUUUAUCAAAUAAAAAUAAUAAUAAUAAAAAUAUUGAAAAUAUUCUAAAUGAUCAAUAUAAAAUCAAUGGUAAAAAUAUACAAAUACCAUCAAUAUCAGCAUCAUCAAUACCAGCACUAAAAUCAGGCAGUACAAGAACAGCUACAAAAACAACAUCAAAAGAAGAAGAGGAAAAAUCAAAAAUUAAAGUAAAUAAACAACAAUUGAAAUAUUCUCAUCAACAAAAACGGGAAGUUAUACUUGCCGAUGUACCACUUUGGUCCUUACAAUUUGCAACAAUUGCUCCAACCAAUUCUAAUAUUGAUUCAAAAUAUAAUAAUAAUGAAACACCAUUAUCUUCAUUAUCAAAAUCAAAAUUACAAUACACCUACAAUAAAAAUCCAAUAGAAGAAGAUCCCGAUACAAUUCUACCUACUGAUGAAAAUUUUACAUCAACAGAAAUUUCUGAAAAUGAAAUCAAUAAAAUUUUCAACCCAAAUGAAUUUUUAUAUUUAAAAGAAUACCAUCAGAAAAAGAAAAGAAGGCCACCGUUUUCAUCACGAAUAUUUUCGAAAUCAUCUGAAAAACCAACAAAUAAAUUGUUUAUUGGUAUUGAUGAUGAUGGUGGUGGUGGUAGAGAUGAUGGAGGUGGUGGUGGAGGUGAUGAUGUUAACCAAGGUAUAGGUAUUACUGAUAAUAGAAUUGAUGGAUAUGGUCGUAAUAAUAAUGAUGGUAAUACAGAUGAAAAUAUUGGACAUAAAAAAAUAAAAUUUUAUUUAAAUUCUUAUCCGUUCCAUGGAGAAAGGUUAAAUGUUAAAAAUAAAAUUUCAUCUAAUUCCUUUAAUGGUGAUGGCGAUGACAGUGAAGAUUAUAAUGAUUUUCAAGAUAUAUUCAAUAAUAAAAGGAUAACAGCACCACCAGUAUGGAUGAAAAUGUUAAGAAAUCGUAAAGAUGGUCGUAAACCAUGGGCUUUAGUUGAUCGAAAACAAGAGAUUGGUGGCGGUGGUAGUGGUGCUGGUAUUAUUGGUGGAACUAGUGUAGGUGGUGGAAUUAGUCGUAUGCAAUUUUUUAAUGAACCAGAUAGUAAAUCCCAUAAUUCGAUUGGAUUUACAAGACAAAAAUUGAAAACACAUCAAACUCAAUUUGUACCAUCAGUAAGUGUUGGAGCAAUGACUAAUCUUGGUGAUUUUUUCGAUAAACUUAAAAAUAAUGUUGAUUUUAUGGAAAAAAGUAAUUUUAAUCCAGAUGCAAUUGAUAUUAUGGAAGGUGAUCAUUUAAGAAAAAUAUCCGAUAAUAUUAAAACAGAAGUAAUGACAGAUAGCGGUGGACAAACAAAACCAACUGGUACAGCUGCAUUUUUACAUGCAAUAAGAACGUAUAGACCAUCACAAAAAGUUAGAGCAUUAGUUUCAAUGACACCAGAAGGUUAUCAUGGUCAUGGCACACAUUUUAGUGAUCCAAAUUAUAUGUGGAUGGGUUUGGGAAAAUAAAAAAUAGAAUAAAAUGUUAUUUUUUGGAAGAAGAAGAAGAAAAAAUUAUAAAAUUUAUAUAUAAGAAAAUAAAAGAGAUGGAUAUAUAUUUUUAUGAUAUAAGAUAUUUAAUUAUUUAAUAAUAAAUAAAGCAUUUACUGACUUAUUAUGCAAAUUACAUAUUAUAUAAUAUUAUAAACAUAAAUUUUUCAAAAAUUAAAAAUAUAUUGCAAAAUUUUUGAGAAAAAUGUUUUUUGUUAUCACAAUUUUUCAACAAUAUUUUCAGUUUUACAAAUUUUUCAUUGAAAAUGCACACAGAGCCGGAUCUAUUACAAAGGCUAAACAAGAGCUUAGGAGACCCCAAAAUUGUGUACGUUGCUGUAUACACAUGAAAAAUUUGCUUUCUAUUUUAAUUAAGUUUUAAAAAUUCUAUUUACCACCCAAAGAAAUUCAUAAAUUGAAUACAAAAUUUUCUUGUUCUCAUGAACGAAUUUCUUAAAAACCUGGAAGAACUCAAUUUAAAUUUUAUUUUAUUUCAUAAAUUUUUAUGGACAAAUUUUAUUGAAAACACAUUAUGUAAUAUGCUCAUCUCCCAUUUAUUCUCAUAAUUUAACGGUAACCUAAGGCCUCUAACAUAUAAGAAAUCCGGCUCUGUAUUAACAGUACGCAAUAUAUUAUUAUGCAUUUAUUUAACCAAAAAUUUUUAUUUGUAUAUUCAAAUUAAUAAAUUAUAUAUUAUUAAUUUACAUAAGUAUAUGUAUAAUAUAUAUGUAA
Molecule: messenger RNA, 2684 nt
Organism: Condylostylus longicornis
Lineage: Eukaryota; Metazoa; Arthropoda; Insecta; Diptera; Dolichopodidae
Product: myb-like protein P
Exons: 4
Coding region: 72-1931 (619 amino acids)
Source: RefSeq, a predicted model, not a curated record